AUGUUUAGAAGACAUAAAUCACAAUCUCAGAGUAAUCAGGAAAAACCGACUAAUGAGAAAUCGGGACAACAGCACCUUUCAAAUCAGCAGCCACAACAACAAUCUCAAUCUCAAUCACAGCCGCAUCGACGCAAUUCCAAAGAAUCAACGAAAUCUAAAGCAUCAACGAAAUCUAAAGCAUCAUCGGGAUCAGGUCAAAGUGGUACACUAUCAGAAACACCCAAGGGUGAUGCCACCAAUACACUGCGGCAAUACAAUGUCGAACUACUUCACGCAGGGGACAAGAAAAAUCCUUCUCAUGCUCAUCAAACGUACACCCAUGAGUCAAGCGAUAGCGAUGAGUGUUUAUCACCGUUAACAUCAGGUGGAGCAAAUGAACAGGGAGAUGGCGAUACUCAUUCCAUUGCUCUUUCGGAAACAGACACUCUUUGUGCUACACGUAAACAAAGACUUGAAUUACAGGAUACUUACACUGACAAUUUUUCAAUGUAUCUUCCAUUUGUUCUACGACAAUUAAGGUUAGCAGAAAGUCGUGAACAAGCAGAAGAUCGUCGUCGAAGGGAAGCUCGUGCUAGUGCAGGACGUGGUGGACGCAGUGAUGGUAGCAAUGCCCUACCAGUAGACCACUUUGAUGAAGAUUAUGAUGCUGAGAAUGAUACCGUGGCCGAUGACGACUUGUCGACUAUUUUCAACGACAGUCAAUCACCUGAGGAGCAAUUUGAUAUUGAUCAUCGGAAAAUCAUGGAUCGCAACUUGUCGGCGUACAACCAUAAACGACUGGUGGUGUUUGUUGGAUGCACGUUGAAAAGCGACGUGCUUAUAUUUCCUACUAGUGAAUCAUUUAAGCUUUUUAAGCAAUUGAGAGCAAAUAUCAAAAAGGAGAGGAAAAGUUCAGUAAUUGUAUAUGAUGCUCAGGGAAAUAUUAAAAAAGUGACUCCGUCCAAUGGGGCAAAUAAAAAUGAAUAUACCAAUAAUGGAAACAAUGAUGAAGUGAUUGAUGAUAGAAACCACAUCGUACCUGUGAGUUAUAAAAUCAAAGGUCAGGGUCUACCGGCAUUAAGAAUGAUUCUGCCAUACAUGUCAACUUUCCGCAAAAACACCCCUUACUUGAUAUUCAAGAAAUUCAAAGAAGUUCCCUCGGCUCCCAAACCCAGUGACCAAAAGCAAAAUGACAUUGAUUUUGAAACAUUUGAUUAUUGCUACGUAUAUCUGAAGUAUUCCCUGAAUUACCGUCGAUUUAUUUUCGAGUUUUAUCCAAACACGCCAUCCUGUUUCAAACUCGUCAUGUUUGAAUCGACAUUCAAACCAUUUGCCGAUUUCAAUUACAAGCAAACUCGGUUCCGAGUCAUUGGCACAACCAUUUCGACGGGAUUAGUGUGUGAAUAUAAUCCUCAUAUGCGAUUACUCAUUAUUGAUGAUGAUGAACCUUCACUUUGUGAUGGCAUUAUUAAUAAGAAGCCAUCAUCGGGGUUUAUGAAAUUGAAAAAAAAACCAUUGUCGCUGGAAAAGGAAGAAUACAUUGAGUUUGAUAUUAAUAAACCAUCGACUUAUAUUAAUCCUAUCCCCAACAGUAAAUUUGUUGAUGAAGAUGGGUUUUCCAAUUGUUGUCAUCAUCGAGCUACAUUCAUCCCAAACAAUUUACCACCGUUUGGAUGCUACAAGGAUGCUAGUUUGUAUAAAGUUGAUCAUGCCAGUUUUAUCCCAAGGAAACAUUUUGAAAUUGGUAAAGGGGAAAUCUAUCAGAAUUUGCAAUCAGUGGCAGCGGCAGCGGCAGCAGCAACAACAACAACAACUAUAUCAUCAUCGACGACGACGACGACGACGACACCUUCUGCAAUUGCUACAGCAACAGCAUCACCCAUUUCUCCGCAAUGCAUCGCUGCGAACGAACAAUCGACAACUGAAGAGUUCUUGAAUAGUACCUUGUCGAUGGAUCAGGAUACUUUAGUAUUGUCGGUGGUCUUGAGCACUUUGAGAGAAGUCAAUGUCAAAAAUGCAAACAAAUCAAGUGGGAGUCCAAUGAUGAGGGCAGGUGGUGGUGUAUUACGAAAUGCGCAUUUUGGACUCAUGACAACUGGAAUGUCAUCAUUUUGA
Molecule: messenger RNA, 2094 nt
Organism: Lodderomyces parapsilosis
Lineage: Eukaryota; Fungi; Ascomycota; Pichiomycetes; Serinales; Debaryomycetaceae
Exons: 1
Coding region: 1-2094 (697 amino acids)
Source: RefSeq, a predicted model, not a curated record